Molecule: messenger RNA, 1035 nt
Organism: Durusdinium trenchii
Lineage: Eukaryota; Dinophyceae; Suessiales; Symbiodiniaceae
Source: the annotation of a GenBank genome assembly
AUGUUUCAAGAGGACAUGGCAGGAUCCCCGCCAUCAUGUCCCUCAGCAUUUGCAGCUCCACGGCUUUACCCCAGCGUAUUGGCAGCACGGCUAAAGAUGACUUCCAAAGAGCAGCGCAAGCAAUGGGAAGCUGAGCAGAAGACUUUGGCUGCACUCAGGGUCCAAGAAGACCUCCUGGAUUGGUCUUGUGAAGAUGGUUUUCCUGACCUGCACCGUGUCGCUGGCGUGGAUGUCUCCUUCUUCGCAGAUGGGACCUAUGCCAUUGCAACUGUGGUUGUGUUGAGCUUUCCACAGUUGAAGGUCUUGUGGGAGCGCAGUGCCGCUUUCCGGCUGAGCGUUCCCUAUGUACCUGGCUUUCUGGCCUUUCGGGAGGUCCCAGCCUUAGCUCAGCUCAUGGACUCCGUGCCAUGCGCCUUGAAGCCCCAAGUGGUCCUUGUGGACGGGAACGGCGCCUUCCACCCACGCGGCUGUGGCGCGGCCACCCAUCUGGGCAUCACCGUGGAUUUGCCCACCAUCGGUGUAGCCAAGGAUGUGCUUAAGGUUGGGGAGGUGAACUCCUCCUUGGCGCGGCGAGUGAGCCUGACCUUGGCGCCGGGCCAGUGGGCGUCACUCUGCGAGGUGGCGGCGCUCUUCCGGCCCAGGAUGGGCAAGCCGUUGGUGGUGAGCCCUGGGCAUCGCAUCUCCCUGGAGACCGCUCUGCAGCUCACUCGGGCGAUCUGCGGAACGUCUGCUCCAGAGCCAGUUCGUCAGGCAGAUUUGCGGAGUCGCCGCGCUGUGAAAGCUUGGCAUGCGGGGCAGGAGGUGGAGUAUUUGUCCAAUCCGCGGCUUCGACACCUGGAACGGGUGCAGGCGGUGCAGGAGUUGGCGGAGCAGGGAGAGCUGAGGACUUCAGAGCGCGUCGAUGUGACGAGAUCGAAGUGCAAAUGGCAAGUGAAGGCUCCAGUGGUUCCCCAGGUGGAAGAGGACACAAGGACCUGGGGAAGCAUUCUCUUUGGCUGGAUGUGCGUAUGCAUGAGCAGAGAUGGGCAGCCCUGA